AUGCCUGUGUCGCCAUCUACGCCUGCCCAUGGUGUAGACGAUGCUGUCUCUAGUGGAGCAUCAACUACACGUUCAAGACCAUCUGACAAGACCAAAGGGAUUCGGAAUCAGAAUGCGUGCGAUGCUUGCCGCGACAGAAAGGUCAAGUGCCAGGAGAAGAACAAUGCGUUGCUUGCCUCGCCCUUGGGACAGACUGUGUCCAUAAAAAGCCUCGUAGAAAGCGAGGCCCACAGCGGAAGUGAGUCUCAGAUUGAAAAUCCCAUCCUCAGGAGAUUCCCAGAAUAUUGUGCUCAUCAGCUGAUAGAGUGA
Messenger RNA from Clonostachys byssicola, 309 nucleotides. The record is from the annotation of a GenBank genome assembly. Lineage: Eukaryota; Fungi; Ascomycota; Sordariomycetes; Hypocreales; Bionectriaceae.